Drosophila navojoa is the source of this 1370-nucleotide messenger RNA. RefSeq lists its product as uncharacterized. Gene Ontology annotation, molecular function: sequence-specific DNA binding. The record is from RefSeq and is a predicted model, not a curated record. NCBI's taxonomy places the organism in Eukaryota, Metazoa, Arthropoda, Insecta, Diptera, Drosophilidae.
GUACCAAACUAGAUAGCAUUUUGUUUAUGUUGUGAUUAAAAUAAUAAGAGAAAAUUAGAUAAUUUUAUGAUAAAAUGGGCGGUACUCGAUGCGUAUUUCGUGACUGCCAAGUCUCAACGCAACGCAAUCCCAAAAUGCAUUUUUUCAAACUGCCAGUUCGUGAUCCAGUUCGCUUGGAAACUUGGCUUAAGAAUUGCGGCAACGCUGACAUUUUAAAUGUUGCAAGGGAGAAACUAUCUAAUCGCGCUGUUUGCGCGCGUCACUUUCGCUACGAAUGUUUUAUGAACUAUAAAUUAGAUCGACUAAUACCAAAUCAGACGCCCACUUUGGUACGCGUCAGUAAGGAUCUGGCCUGGGACAUGGAACACCUCGACGAGAAUGGUGAGGCAACACUGGUGAAGCUUUCCAUGCCCACAUUGGAGCAUUUGAUACCUCCCGAAAAUUUCGAAUGUCCACUUGGUUUCACCGAUGACGCUCGAUUUGGACGGAAAUACAUAGCGAAAAGACGAACGCCGCCCAAGCCCCUUAUCCUUGAGUCAAAUAAAAGACAAAAACUUGUGCAUGAGCAAGCGAAUAAAACUGAAACAUCUAUAAUCGUCGACCCUGGUAAACUAGAACAGCCGCUGAGUGGAAAAGACACACACAUGGGGCCUUCAAAUGUAACAGAUGAGAUGCAUGAAGACUAUCAGCUUAAAUAUGAGCAUUUGAGAACAGAUUUUGAGCAACUCUCUAAAGAGAAUGCCGAUUUAAAGCAAACAAUCGAGAGACUAGAAGCUCAAGCUGAAGUAUUAAAAAGCUCCUCCUCUACCUCUGUUACACCACAAUUGACCAAGUCGCAGCUGUAUAACGGCAUUAAAAAGUAUCUGGGUACAACAAUGGCUGCACUCCUGCGCAUGGAAAUGUUCGGCGGCGCAGAUCGUCAAUGGAAAGAGGAUGAGCGGGACUUUUCCAAGGAGCUGUUACAGUUGGGCGAGCAUGUCUAUACACACUGCUGUGAUGAAUGGCGAUUUCGGUUGCCGUCAUUGCGUAUGGCACGCAGUUGGCUGGAAGAUAAACAUACCGAAGAAAACGAAAGAGAAGAGCUAUAAAAGCUAGAUUAUCAUAUUUUUAUUUGACUAAAUUAGCAGCCGCAAAUGUGCCUUUCGCUUCUUAUAUUGGCAACUAUCUUAAUAAGAUAUAUAAAAAACUUACUCUUAUACGACAGUCUUACUUAGUUUUGGCAUCAAUGCCAAGCAUUCAAAUUGUGACAAAGGUUCUGAAGAAAUUGAAUCUAUGUACCUUCCGCAAUCUUUAUGACUUUUUUAAUCUGUGCACAAGGUCUUCACGUAAAUCAUAAUUGCUCGUAUUUUAAAAAUGCGAUUCGGAAUUAA